UCGCGCAAAGGUAACACAUUUUUGUUGAUUGUCAAUUUGUGCAAUUAUUUUUAUACAAAUUUGUCGCGAAUCUUUUGUUUAAAUUUCAAAGCUUCUUAAAUUCUUUGGAAAAUAGGAGAAUGUGUUUAUAAGUUCACAAAACAAUCGAAAUCAUUGCAUAAAAAUUCCAAUGCGUAGAAGCAACAGGUUUGCCUGCAUACCAGAGUGACGACAACGUAGGCAAGGUUGCGCAUCAGUAGGGCAACAAAAGCAGGGAGUUAGCAGCAGCACAACAACAACACAUUAUUAACCACAAUAACAACAGCAAAACACACCUUACAAUCUUACAACGUUUACAUUGGCCAAAUUAUUCGAGACUGGUGACGGUGGUAACCGCGGGAACGACGGCAACGUCUAAACCUAUGCUAGUGGCGCUGUGCCGUUUGUUGGCUAUACAUAACUUUGGAAUAGCAUUAGCAUUAACGAAUGUUGGGAGUGCAACUGGGAGUUGUGGUUUGUUAAAUUCCCGUUGUGCAUAAAUUCAAUGAGAACUUGGCAUGCGCUUGGAGUGUAGAGAGCUGGCAUGUGCAGUGAAGUAAGUCGCCCAGCGAUAAAUGAUGUGAGAAAAUUUGCGAAAACGAAAAAACAAAAAUACAUACAACACAACUUAUAAGUGCUAUCUGCUUGGUGUGCAGCGGUAAUAGCUGCAGUCACUUGCAAUGCUAACGCUCCUCGGUGAGUGUCAUCUGUGGAGCAUACGCGAUGAGGUGCGCAUCAAAUCCACCGAUCUGGGCGCCUUCCGCUACACACGCAAUCGGGAGGCACAGCAGCAGAAUACUGAGUUGACGGCGCUGGCCAAGCGUGACUACAUCGAGAGGCGCAACGGUGUAACGGUGCUGAAGAAUAGUCGCAAGGCGCCAGGACGCUUAAAGGAUAAUAUCAAGCGUUUAGAGGAAUUGCUGCGCAUCUAUAAAAUCGUGCAUUCAGAAUGGCGAGACGCAGCGCAGGUGCUACUCCUCUUUGCCAAUGGUAUUAUAGCGCAUAUUUGCGUGGACGCGGCCACAGGUGAUAUACUGCGUAUGGUUUAUGAAAAGUACUUCGUCGGCAAGUUGGCGUCGGAAGUUAUCACUGACGCAUUUUUCACACGUUCCCACAUCGUCUUGGCCUACAACACGAACCAAUUGACGGUGGUGCAUUUGCAGAAACCGAAUGCACGGCCACAAGGGCCUGAGAAAAUUAGCAAUAUGGAUCCGCGAAUAUUUCAUGUGAUAAUACCGGGACCAUCAGAGCGAAAAUUGUCACGGCAUCUAACAGUGAAUAGUAGUGCAGAUUUAUUUGUUAUAUGGACGAAAUCCUCACAGAAUGAAGUAUACCCAUGGCGGCCGACGAUACGUGAUCAGGAUCGAGCGAAUAUACAUGUCUUCAAGUUGAAGGGCAUACAAAUAGAAUCCGUUUCAUAUUGUUGGUCAGAGAAUGAUCCCCUCUCAGUGGAUUUUCUACGUUCAGCCGAAAGUCAAAUACUCACCGUAGAACAAAAAGUGUCACGAAAAGGUGAAAUAUCUGCCGAAGUAUGUACAUACGAAAUUAUCUCGGGUAAAAUGCAACGCGCCACAGUCACGUCAAUUACAAUGGGAACGCAAAUAUGCUGUCAUGCCUUCAGUCCCGACCAAGAGAAGCUAUUUUUGGGAUCGAUUGAUCGUAAACUUUGUCUACACGAUCUGGUGCAGCAAGUGACGAAAGUGGCCUCUCAAAUUGAUAUUAUACCCACGCAAUGUGCCUGGCACUCCGAUAGCAGUAUUGUUAUGGUUGCUAAUGAGCGUGCACAAUUUCAAUGUUUUGACCUCGCCCUAACACCGGUGGGCAAUCAGUUGCAGAGCGAAGAUGUGACACCUCUAAAUUUAUUGGAUCUUUCACACUAUUUCACCAUACAACCAACGCUGCUGCGCAUUGCUUUCAGUCACAAGCCUGAUUUAUCACACCAUUCGUUGCCUUAUGUGCAAACAGAUUGCUUGCUGCUGUUGCACUUCGAAAAUGGCCCAUUGGGUUGUAUGCGACUUUUUGCAGGCGCCGGCAUGCGUGGCGACAUACACAAUUCAGGCCUGACCGCUGAUGUUUUAAUUGACAAAUAUUUGUCGCUAAAUCAACUGGAGAAAGCGGUGAAUUUGCUAAUGGCGCUCAACUGGGAAACUUAUGGUGCGAUGUGUUUGAUAUCGCUGCACAAAAUUGCUAAUCAUGUUUUGUAUCGCGGCGAGGCGAAGCGUACGCGCGUGGAAUUGCUGGGAAAAGCGCUGAAGACAUUCACCGAUGCACUUUCAGAAGAGACAAAGGAUGAGUUUAGCGAUCAAGUUUUUGAUUUGAAAAGACGGUUUUUCUUUUAUCUGCUGCGGAAACAAAUGUUUGCAGAAGCGUUCGAAGUCGCUGAGGAUAUUGAAGAUUAUGAUCUCUUUAUGGAUCUCUUCAAUGUGACGAAAUCGAAUGCCAAUUUAAUCGAAUUUUCAGCCGCCGCCUUUACUCAAGCUGCUACGAUACUCCAUGAGGAGGAAGGCCAUGGCAACGGCGUGCGUGGCAUGCCAACUAGUAAUCUAAGUUUGAUUGUUGAUUAUCGCUCAGAAUCUGCCUGUUCCCAAUCAACUUAUUCCGACUUACAAAUAGUGCAAAGAAAGAAAGUUCAACGCAGCAACUACGCAAAAGAACAUUUAAAGAACUAUGUGCCACCCUUGCCAUCAUUUAAAUCAAAAAUAUUCAGUGCCGAAAUGAUAAAAAUAAAUAUUCCAAAGCCAGAGCUGCGCAUGGAGAAUACGCAAGAUAUAUUGCGCACCCGGCCGCCACCACCACCGCCCCCACUGCCAUCGCUGCGGAGCUUAAAAAUUUCACAAAAUGCAACAAGUGCGGCAGUAGCGGUAAGCAGUACACUGGCUGAGCUUUCAAUGAAGAGUGGCAGUGAUUUAAAUAAUACUGCAAUGGUACACGUCGCUGCGCCAUCCGUCACUCUGCUACCCUGGCAACAACAACUGCCUGCGGAUGCCAAGACGCCAAACAGUAUGCCAGCACAUACCACCACCGCCAUGCUUCCGCGAAUACCUACCACCAGCAGCAACACACACGCGCAAACACAUUUGCCAAACACCGCUGCGACUUUUGUGCACCAUGCUUCACCCGCAGUGGUGGCAGAAAACUCUUUGCCAUUACCACAAAAGCAUGUGCCAAUAGUGCAACCAGCAGCGCUUACCGCUUCAACUACUGGAAAUGUUAGCGCGCUGCAAUCAGGCGUUUACAAACCAAAAUAUUAUCAACACCCUUUAGUGUCUGGCACAAUACCACCUACUUUGGUGGCGACGAGUGAAGAGCAUCAAAAGCGUCUGCUCCAAAAGAAGCCCACAGCAUCCAUUCUUUCGAACAGUUCAACACAACAACAGCAACAAAAUGGUGGUACUAUGAUUAAUGGUGGCAAUGGCACACCACUUGCAAAUGGUAUGCAUAAGGAGCUGCACAGUGGCGGUGGGAAUGGUGGUCGCAAUGCUGCUGGUGAGAAGAAUAAGGUGAAGUUCUCUGACACGGUGCAGGUCGCUGUAGUGCCGGUAAGCGUGAGGGGGAAACUUAAAAAUUAG
This is a messenger RNA of Rhagoletis pomonella (apple maggot), 3587 nucleotides long. It is a transcript of the gene frtz, whose product is annotated as WD repeat-containing and planar cell polarity effector protein fritz. Gene Ontology annotation, biological process: establishment of protein localization; cilium organization; nervous system development. The coding region runs from base 699 to 3587 and encodes 962 amino acids. The transcript is spliced from 6 exons. The record is from RefSeq and is a predicted model, not a curated record. Gene Ontology annotation, molecular function: protein binding. Gene Ontology annotation, cellular component: axonemal basal plate. Lineage: Eukaryota; Metazoa; Arthropoda; Insecta; Diptera; Tephritidae.